This is a messenger RNA of Durotheca rogersii, 699 nucleotides long. RefSeq lists its product as uncharacterized. NCBI's taxonomy places the organism in Eukaryota, Fungi, Ascomycota, Sordariomycetes, Xylariales, Xylariaceae. The coding region runs from base 170 to 568 and encodes 132 amino acids. The transcript has 2 exons. The record is from RefSeq and is a predicted model, not a curated record.
AAACUAGCGGGGGGGGUAUCAUCUAGGCAUCGACUGUAGGCUGGUAGGUAAGCCGGAAGGUUCGACUUCAGCCAGAAACACGCGAGAUUCGGUGCUGCAGCACUUCGUGUGUUUUUAUUCCGCCAGUGCGCGAAAGACUAAUUCGGCGUCCUCGAAUCGCGAUAUUACUAUGACGCAUGAAAGUAGAAGCAUCUCGAACCGGAGAGGCCCUAUAAGCUGGAUACUGCUAGUCUGUCUAUGCACGGCCAUGCUACUCACGUCAACCCUCAGCAGGGUAGCCGACGACGACGUAGCACGGUUCGCUAAUCUAUACAGCCUAUCUAUGUGUUUUUUUUUUUCCUGCGAGAGAGGCCGCUCGACAGGAGCCGGGGCAGGUCGACGAGUAAGUAACUUGACACGCCCGCUUGCUCGAUGCCGAAGAUCCCACGUGGGAAGAAGCCGCCGCCGGAGCCCUGGGACCGGGCAAACUAAACUAAACAAAACAAAGAACACGAGAAAAGUGAAAACCGAAAGGGGGUAUAUGCCAAGUAACACACAUCAUGUCAUACCAUGCCAGCCAGCCCAAUAAACCGCAAGAAAGAGUUACGUCGCUAGGGAAAAUGCAGGUGGCCAGGUCUCCCGGCUCGGAGCUCGAGGCUUAUACGGCUCUCGCUACGGCGAUGCAGAGCAUGCAACUCGACAGUAGAUGCCGCGAGGACU